UCUGUAAAAGCAAGGUGGGGGAUUCUGAGUUCAUGAAACUUCAGUCAUUGUUUACACUGCUCUCUCAAACAGCGUGCCAACGGCGUCCCCCUGGGGAAGUCAGUGAGGUGGAGGGUUCCCAUGCCCACACCGAGAAGUGACUCUGAGUUCAGCAUUUGUAAACAACGAUCUUGAGUGGCUUUGACUUCAGGCGGUCCUCUGAGGAUGCUCUAGAAACACCAGGCUUAUGAUCAUUGUUUUUCAUGUGGAUGUCCAGUUGUCCCCGCAUCCUUUGAGAACACUGACCUUGCUCCAUGAAAUUGACGUGGCCUUUUCCUCAAAGAUCACUUGGCAAAAAAACUGACAUUAUGGAAAGUGAUGUGUUCGGAAGAGAAUGACCGGCCGACAGAAAAACGGACAGAGAACGAAGGAACAUGGAAAAAUCCGUGGAGAGAGCAGGGGUUUAGUAAUUGCGUCACCGUCACCGAGGAGAACACAAGCUCUCUGAGGGCCAGGCCGGCCUGAACUAACCCCGCAGCGUCUGGCAUGAGGAGGUCACCGGACGUCAGCCCCCGGAGACUGUCCGACAUCAGCCCCCAGCUCCGGCAGCUCAAGUACCUGGUGGUGGACGAGGCUAUCAAGGAGGAUCUGAAAUGGUCGCGCUCCGUGGAGGACCUCACCAGCGGGCCCGUGGGGCUCACGUCCAUCGAGGAGCGGAUCCUGCGCAUCACCGGCUACUACGGCUACCAGCCCUGGGCGGCGAGCUACAAAAGGGAGGAGCGCCCCCGGGAUUCCCCGGGCCCGGCGGAGGCCCAGGCACCGGCUGGGGCGGAGGCCGGCGGGAGGACGAGCCACCGCUGCUGGAGAUGCUCCCGGGCGCAGCUCAAGAAGAUCUUCUGGGGCGUGGCGGUCGUGCUGUGCGUGUGCUCCUCCUGGGCGGGCUCCACGCAGCUCGCCAAGCUGACCUUCAGGAAGUUCGACGCCCCCUUCACCCUGACGUGGUUUGCCACCAACUGGAACUUUCUGUUCUUCCCGUUGUACUACGUGGGGCACGUCUGCAAGUCCGCAGAGAAGCAGUCUGUGAAGCAGAGAUACAGGGAAUGCUGUCGAUUUUUUGGAGACAAUGGCUUGACUUUGAAGGUGUUUUUUACCAAGGCAGCACCCUUUGGUGUUCUUUGGACACUCACAAACUACCUGUACUUACAUGCAAUAAAGAAAAUAAACACUACGGAUGUCUCCGUCUUAUUCUGCUGCAACAAAGCUUUUGUGUUCUUGCUCUCAUGGAUCGUUCUCAGGGACAGGUUCAUGGGAGUGAGGAUUGUGGCCGCCAUCCUCGCCAUCGCUGGGAUCGUGAUGAUGACCUAUGCGGAUGGCUUCCACAGCCACUCUGUCAUCGGCAUAGCGCUGGUGGUGGGCUCUGCGUCCAUGUCUGCCCUCUACAAGGUUCUGUUCAAGCUCCUCCUGGGCAGUGCUAAGUUCGGAGAAGCCGCCUUAUUUUUGUCCAUUUUGGGUGUGUUUAACAUCCUCUUCAUCACCUGUAUUCCCGUCAUCCUCUACUUUACCAAAGUGGAAUACUGGAGCUCCUUCGAUGACAUUCCAUGGGGAAACCUUUGUGGAUUUUCAGUCCUCUUAUUGACAUUCAAUAUUGUAUUAAAUUUUGGAAUUGCUGUUACGUAUCCCACUCUGAUGUCUGUUGGAAUCGUCCUCAGUGUACCUGUGAAUGCAGUGGUUGAUCACUACACCAGUAAGAUCGUCUUCAACGGGGUCCGGGUCAUCGCCAUCAUCAUCAUCGGCCUGGGCUUCCUCCUCCUGCUCUUGCCCGAGGAGUGGGAUGUCUGGUUGAUCAAGCUGCUGACCCGCCUCAAGGUGAGGAAGAAGGAGGAGACGGCGGAGGGCGCUGCAGACCCGGGCUCGGGACCUCAGAGCAAGAACAGAAGAGCCCGCCCUUCGUUCGCCCGCUGACCGUGGGCCCUCCAGAACUCUGCGGCGAACGCUCACACUCGUUGUUAGUGACUUGGGGGGUCUCUUCCUGGCGGGGGCCCCUCGGUUUGGUAAGGUGUACAUACCUGUACAGUUCCGGUAAUCUGCGGUAAGUUAUACGGUAUUUAUUGGCAUGUCCAAUUUGCUUGCUCUUUUUCCACAUCAGACCUUUCUCCUAAGGUUACCAGUUCAGAAUGAGAGCGACAAGAAGAGCCUCUCGGCCCUUUUUCAGUGAAUGUAAAGCUGGUUCCAGUUACCCUGGCAUUGAUUGUCCGGGGACGACGAGAGGCAGGGCCAAGUGUUCUGAAUCUUAGCAACUGAAAAUUACAUUGCACACUGUGAUUACUUUCCAGCUAUGGUAGGGUCAUAUUUUGUUUUAUACCAGAGCUGUAUUCUUAAUUUUACGGGAUCUCAACGAACCAAAAGCUGACUGUUCGGUCAAUCUGGGCGGACGGAGGGAUGGAUGGAUGAGGACGUUAAGAGGUGACGCGGCAAAGGGAAACGGGCUGCAGAACCCAUCGACUGCGGACUUAACCUCGGGGUGACGGUUGGAGGAGGACAGGCCCGCGCCGGGUGACACAGAGGGAAAGAGAAGCCCAAGCCCCAGCUGGCUGCUCUCCUGUGUCUGUGUAAGAUCAUGCAAGAGAAAUUACAGUGCCUUCUACAGAAUUUUCGUCUUUACCUACGUGAAGCGAGGUGACAUUGUAAGUCACUGGCGCCGUCUUCUCAUUUAGGUGUAAAAAUCUUUAGAAACCAAUAAAACUAUACAUGUGCGUGCGUGUGUGUGUGUACCAAAAAUGACAAGCUGGUGACCUGUGUAAUGGCACAUGGUUAGCGGUGUGCAAUGCACAUACAAGGUAGACUGUGCCGGAGGUGAAUUGCUUUCACUUCGUGACCAAGCUGGAAAAAUUACUUCCUGAACCUGUAAACCUUUUUAUGAAACUUUUAAAGCACCGGGCUGUUUACUUACACAAUUUACGUCUGCCAGAAAAAUUCUAUCUGUGAUAGAUCUUGUAAAGAGGGACAAGGGGGUUAGAGUUUACUAUUUUUGAAGUUUACAUUGUUACCUACGAAAUGGAGACCUUAUUUUGAAAUGUUGUCAUAACCCAAUGGUGCACUCUGUUAACCAUGGAGUCUUUCGUUUCAUGGGGGAAAGGGGCAUUCGUGACCUGAACUUUUUAGCAAAUUAUUAUUCUCAGUUUCCAUUACCUGUUUGGCCAAACAGAUGAAUAAACUGUUUAAAAAAGAA
Messenger RNA from Felis catus (domestic cat), 3208 nucleotides. It is a transcript of the gene SLC35F3, whose product is annotated as solute carrier family 35 member F3. The transcript is spliced from 10 exons. Bases 526 to 1941 code for a protein of 471 amino acids. The record is from RefSeq and is a predicted model, not a curated record. NCBI's taxonomy places the organism in Eukaryota, Metazoa, Chordata, Mammalia, Carnivora, Felidae. Gene Ontology annotation, cellular component: membrane. Gene Ontology annotation, biological process: thiamine transport.